Messenger RNA from Thamnophis sirtalis, 1849 nucleotides. The record is from RefSeq and is a predicted model, not a curated record. Lineage: Eukaryota; Metazoa; Chordata; Lepidosauria; Squamata; Natricidae.
GCCUUGAAAGUGACUGCAGAUGUCAACUGCAUAGUCGAUUACUUAGCCGAGAAUGAAUCCCAGCUUCUGCAUAUGAACAGUGAAGGAGAAAAGGGCUUGCUCUAUGGAGUUCCCGUCAGCAUAAAGGAAUCCAUUAACUGCAAGGGCUAUGACACCACUUUGGGCUUUGCAAAGCAUCUCUUCCAACCAGCAGCAGAAGACGCUGUGGUAGUGCAGGUGUUGAAACAUCAAGGAGCAAUUCCAUUCGUAAAAACAAAUAUUCCCCAAUCUCUACUUACUUAUGAUUGCAGUAAUCCGAUCUUUGGAGCAACAGUGCAUCCUUUGAAUCCCACAAAAAGCCCUGGUGGAUCGUCAGGAGGUGAAGGAGCUCUUAUUAAAAGUGAAGGAUCCAUUCUGGGCAUUGGCACAGAUAUAGCAGGCAGCAUUCGUAUCCCAAGUGCCUUUUGCGGAAUUUGUGGUUUAAAAACCACUAGCAACAGAAUUAGCAAAAAAGGAAUUGUUCCAUGCAUUGCUGGUCAGAAAGGAGUUUUUGUUGGCAUGGGACCAAUGGCACGAGAUGUUGACGGCCUUGCCCUUUGCCUGAAAGCUCUCUUGUGUGAGAAAAUGUUUCAUCUGGAUCCCACGGUGCCACCUCUUCCUUUCAACGAACAAGUUUAUACCAGCUCUGCUCCCCUCAGAAUAGGAUAUCAUGUGACUAAUUCCUAUAGUAUGCCAAGCCCUUCCAUGACACGGGCUGUGUUGGAAACCAAGGAGCUUCUGGAAAUAAAUGGCCAUGUGUUGGUCCCCUUUGAGCCACGUCACAUGACCCAUUUUAUGAACUACUUCAUUCCUGCGACAUUGUUUGGUGAUGGUGGUGCCGCUUUGCUGCAGUUUUUUGAAGGUGAACCUGUAGAUCCGAAACUAAGGUUUACCAUGAUGGUCCUUAAAUUACCUUACUGGAUGCGAAGAUUCCUAUCCUGGAUUAUGAGACCAAUAAUUCCUCGUUAUUCAAGAACUAUGAGCAACAUCAAAGACAGGUCUGUAAAAGAACUCUGGAAAUGUCACACGGAAAUUGAGAAAUAUAUCAGAGAAUUCACUGAAGAAUGGAAAAGAUUGGAACUGGAUGUGCUGCUUUGUCCUGCUAUAGGUCCUGCUUUUAAGAAUGGGUUUGCUUCAAAACUACCAGAGGUCUGUAGUAAUACCAUGUUAUAUAACUACUUGGACUUCCCUGCUGGAGUAGUACCAGUUACAACAGUGACAAAGGAGGACGAAGAGGAGCUGAAGAGUUUCAAAGGACACUACAAUGAUUUGGGGGACAAACUCCAUGCAAAGGCAGUGAAAGGGGCUGUGGGACUCCCUGUGGCUGUCCAGUGCGUGGCUUUGCCAUGGCAAGAAGAGUUAUGUCUCCGGUUCAUGAAAGAAGUGGAGAAGCUAACCAGAGAAAAAUCAAUCAUGAUAUGAUACCAAAGCAACCAGAAUGGAAUUCUUCCAUACUAGCUAUGGACUCUGGGGACUAAUUUAGUUUGUACAACUAUGGGAAGUCACUAUGGAAGAAUUUGUUGAGAAAAUGUAAGGGGAACAAUAAUUAUAGAGUUGAGCUUCACACCUUUAAAUACUUUCCAUUAAAAUAUUCAGUGCCAUUCCAGCCCAAUAAAUAUAAAAAAUUACCCUGUCUAAACUAAUGAAAUUGAAAUUUUUAACAUGGUUUUGGAAUCUGUGUGUCUAUGGAUGGAGCAGAUAGGAAACAUUUGAAGAAUUGAUUUUCCCCAGCAAUUAUGUAGAUGAAUGAAGGCAUCUGAUUGUACUUGGGUAUGAUAUUAUUCCAAUGCAAUGUAUUAAUAAAAAUAAAGUUUCGCUAAUUUUCCCUGGG